AUGUUGGCAAAACUUAUUCAGUUAAUUGCAACCAUCUUAGGCUUAAUCAAAAAUGAUUAUAAUGCUGAAAAGUUAAGACAAGGGUUGAUAGAGUGUAAUAAGGCAUCCAAAAAAUUAAGGGACUCUAUGAGAUAUGCCAAGACGAUUGGCGAAAAGCAGCACCUCGAAGCCCAGAUGCGGCAGGUGAAAACAUUAAGAAACCAACUAAAAGCCGAACAGAAGAAGGGGGCGGGACUUAACUCUCGACCGGAGACUGCGUACAAGAGGGUACAAUGGGAUGACUCUAUAUCUGCAUUCAAUUCAAGAAUUCGGACUGGUGUCAUCUCAAACCUUAAACACAAGGACCCGAGUAGUUUCCUGGUAGAUUGCAAAGCUUUGUUUAAGCGACGAAUUCAGAACGCUCUUAAGACUGAUGAGGCAGUAAAGGUGAAUAUGGCAUUUGGUGGGGAAUUUGAAGUAGCCAGCGGAGAUAUGAUCCUAAAUGAAACCAAGUAUUUCACUACUUCAAACUCUCCCAUAUACAAAGACACAAACUUGGAUGAGUGGUUUGAAAAGAAAGUAGUGGAGCCCAUCUCCAGAGAUUUGGAAGAAUUCCAAGAACGCGAUUCUGGAUGGGCUCUAAAGGCAGUUGUUAACCUAGGGGUCAACAUUAACAAAUUUACGCCGCAACUUGGAUCCUCCUACAUUGAACUUCCCCCUCAGAUAAAGCGAAAGAAGGCAUGUAUCAAUGUUAAGAACGAUGACGAGGCAUGCUUUGCAUGGGCUGUCAUAUCGGCAUUAUAUCCAUGUCAAACUAACUCCGCUUUAAUGUCAUCUUACCCGCACUACUCGAGCAUAUUAAAACUUAAAGGUAUUCAGUGGCCUAUGACCAUCAAACAGAUUCCGAAUUUUGAAAAGCAGAAUAAUAUUUCAAUCAACGUUUACAUUUUGAAAAAGGAGAAGAACAGUACGAUCCUCCCAACCUUCCUAACAAAGAACAAGAAGGAUAAACAUGUGAAUCUUCUUCUUGUUCAAGAUAAAUAUGAUGAGCAAGGUCCGAUUAGAUAUCAUUACGUUUGGAUAAAAAAUCUAUCCCGGCUCCUUUCCAAACAAUUGAGCAAUGAAAAUGGAACAAAAUAUUUCUGUGAUGCCUGCCUACAUUAUUUUCGAUCACAAGAAAAGUUAAAUUUUCAUAAGACAUGCUGUAAAGGGCGAUCAGAUGUUAUCUGUGAUAGGUGUUUACAACCAUUUUCAUCAUCUGCACAUCUAGAAGCCCAUACCGACGAUUGUGAAAGAAUGAAUGAAACAGCCAUCAAAAUGCCAGAAGAAAGUCGUAAAAUGUUAAGAUUUAAGAAUUUCAGGAAUAAGAUUAAAGCCCCCUUCGCCGUAUACGCAGAUCUCGAAAGUGCUUUGAAGCGUACAGGAGAUCCUGAGAAACAUCAAGAACAUAUUCCUGUAGCAGUUGGGUAUUUCUUCAAAUGUUCAUAUGAUGAUACCCUAUCAUUUUAUAGCUCAUAUCGAGGAAAGGAUUGCAUGAAAUGGUUCGCAGAUGAACUUAAUCAGCUUGCUGAGAAAGUUUCUACAGUGUUCAUGUGCCCAUAUGAUAUAAAUAUGACAUCUCAACAAGAGAGUGAUUUUCAUGCAGCCACGCAUUGUCAUAUCUGCGAGCAACGCUUCUCCCUCGACGAUAAGAAAGUGCGGGACCACGACCACCUCACUCCAGAUAAUAACUACAGAGGGGCUGCCCAUGAAGGGUGUAACAUUAAUUACAAAGAUGCUCACACUAUCCCAGUGAUAUUUCAUAACCUUAGCGGAUAUGACGCCCAUUUCAUUGUUAAUGAUAUUGCUACACAUAUCAAAGGCCCCGUAGAUCUUGAUGAUGCUCGAAUUAGAUUCCGUUUUGUCGAUAGUUUUCGAUUCAUGGCUUCUUCUCUCGAUAAGCUCUCUUCAUAUUUGACCGAAUAUCCUAAUCUCCGAUCCCAAUAUACUUCACUUCCUGAGGAGAAUUUUCACCUUCUAACUAAGAAAGGUAUCAUGCCAUAUGAUUAUAUUGAUUCAUUUACAAAAUUUAGUGAAACGUCUCUACCUCCUAUCGAGUCUUUUUACAAUAAACUUGAGGAUAGACCAUGUCCUCGUCGACAUUAUCGUAGAGCCCAAGAUGUAUGGUCUUCAUUCUCAUGUUCCACUCUCGGGGAUUAUAUUGAUUUAUACAUGAAAACAGACAUUCUUCUUCUUGCCGACGUCUUUGAGCAAUUUCGAUCCAGUUGUCUCAAAACAUAUAAUCUUGACCCAGCUCAUUACUUUACUCUUCCCGGCUUCACGUGGGAUGCAAUGCUUAAACAUACAAAACAGGAACUGGAGCUUCUAACAGAUCCAGAUAUGUUUUUGUUUGUGGAGCGUGGUAUUCGCGGUGGUUUGAGUCAAGUAUGCUCGAAACGCCGCGUUCACGCCAAUAACAAGUAUAUGGCAUCUUACGAUCCUUCGAAGCCUGACUCCUAUCUGAUAUAUUUCGAUGUCAAUAAUCAAUAUGGAUGGGCGAUGUCGCAAUUCCUUCCGUAUGGAGGGUUCGAGUGGGUCGAUGUCAACAUUGAUGUCCUGUCCAUACAUGACGAUGCUUCUGAAGGGUACUUUCUCGAGGUUGAUCUGGUGUACCCCCAACAUAUCCACGAUCGUCAUAAAGAUCUCCCGUUUUGUCCUCAAUCAUUGAACCCUAAAACUAUGCUUCCUCCUAAACGACCGCGAGAGCAAACCAAAUUGAUGGCUACCCUUCAUGAUAAAGAAAGAUACGUAAUUUAUUACAGGGCCUUGAAGCAAGCGCUAGCUCACGGAUUGCUGCUAAAAAAGAUUCAUCGCGUCCUGAAAUUUAAGCAGUCUCCUUGGUUAAAGAGCUACAUCGACUUGAAUACAAAUCUCCGGAAGGCAGCGAAAAAUGAAUUUGAGAAAAACCUUUUUAAGCUCAUGAACAACGCGGUGUUCGGCAAGACCAUGGAGAAUGUGCGCAAGCGCGUUGAUAUUAAAUUGCUUACUGAAUGGGAGGGUCGUUACGGAGCUGAAGCUAGAAUAAGCAGUCCAUUGUUUAAAAAUGCUACUAUUUUUAAUGAAAAUUUGGUAGCUGUCGAGAUGCAUAGAGCGGAAAUAUGGUUAGAUAAACCAAUAUAUGUGGGCAUGAGUAUAUUGGAUUUGGCUAAAACUACGAUAUAUGAUUUUCACUAUGGGUAUUUAGAUAGAAGGUUUGGUGAGAACUUUACGACCUGCUAUACAGAUACCGAUAGUGUGAUCGUGGAAAUAAGGGAAAAAGAUCCUUAUGAGGCUAUGAAAACAGACUGCCAUCAGCACUUUGACACUUCUGACUAUCCUAAAGACAAUAUUUAUGGCAUUCCCCAGGUUAACAAGAAGGUGUUGGGUAUGAUGAAGGAUGAGAAUAAUGGCUGCAUUAUGACUGACUACAUAGGGCUACGAUCUAAAUUAUAUACAACAAAAGUAGCUAUCACAGAUAAUGACAUCAAAAAACUGAGGGGGAAUUUGAUAGAUCAGGAGUAUGAGGACGAUGAGAUUGAAAUACUUAUUAAAAAUUAUGGUGUGACAAAGAAGGCGAAGGGGGUUAAGAAAUCUGUUGUAAACACUAAAAUUACUUUCGAAGACUACGUCGAGUGUUUAGAUACCUUUACAACAAAGGCAGCCUCACAGAAUCUAAUACGCUCAGAUAAGCACCAUGUUUAUACCAUAACACAAAGCAAGAUUGCGCUCAGCCCCAAUGAUGAUAAAAGAUAUCACCUUCCGGAGUCUUAUGAUACGCUUCCGUGGGGGCACUAUUUAAUUGAUAAUCUUGAGAUGUAUGCUGAUUAA
This is a messenger RNA of Diabrotica virgifera virgifera (western corn rootworm), 3825 nucleotides long. RefSeq lists its product as uncharacterized. The coding region runs from base 1 to 3825 and encodes 1274 amino acids. The transcript has a single exon. NCBI's taxonomy places the organism in Eukaryota, Metazoa, Arthropoda, Insecta, Coleoptera, Chrysomelidae. The record is from RefSeq and is a predicted model, not a curated record.